GUGCAAAAAAAAAAAAACAAUUUCCUUUCGUCCGCCUAUUAUCUUUAAUUGCGAAGAACUAAAAGAAAAUGUAUUAUAAAAAAUCGAAAACUUCUAUAAGACUAGAGACGCGUAAAUGUAAAAGUGUGUUUUUUAAAAAGCGAAAUUUAUUGAAAAGAAAAUUGACAAUUUGUAAAAAUCGUUGUAGUUUAUUGAAUGUGUGUUUUCUGAUUAUGUCUCUUGUUAUUGUCCAGACCUCAGCAAUAACAAUUUAUCAGAACAGAACAACAACAGCAUCGGCAGACACUACAGCCCAUGAUCAAACGGUAGACAGUAGCAAUAAUUUGUCACAAUUUCAAGCGACAACAAGUGAUUUUAUAACAACACCAACCAAUUCAAAACACUUAAGUGUAAACUACGAUCCGCAAUUAAAUAAAGAGAAUCUGACGAUAACAAAUCAUAUAAUACGUACAAAUAUAAUUGUGGGAACAGAAGGUGGAGGAGUUGGAACAGCAGCUAGUAAUUUUAAAGAAAAUUUUAGUCAAACAGCAAAAACAACAGAUAAUAUGCGUGCAAAAUUGCAACAACUAUUACAGCGUGAACAUGAUGAUGAAGAGAAACAACAACUGCAACAAGAUCUACAACAGCAAAUGCAAGAACAACAACAGCAACUGCAACAGCAGCACAGCCAACAACAGCAACAACAACAACAAUAUCAACAGUCACAGCAUGCAAUAUUAGCAGGAGAAAAUGCCUAUUUACUAGAGCGUAUAGAUGGUAGUAUGCAUGAACAACCCAUAUAUGGAACAUGGAGAGCGAAAGCGAGACGACCUCAACAACAACAUCAACAGCAACAACAACAUCAGCAGCAUCAACAUCAUCAUUAUGAACGUUUACCCAAACGCUCAUCGACCAUGACACCAGUAAGACGUGAGUUACAUGAUCAAAUUCCCCGACCACCACGUUUAACAUCACGUCAGCCUUCAGUGGCCUUGAGGCGACAAUUCAGUGAUAUUCCUUUGACAAAUGGCAUGAUUAGAGAUGAAUCACGCCCCAAACCUUUUCAUUAUCCCUUCGAGGGUCCUUUGCCAGAGGAAUUUAAGAAAAUACAACAAUCCGAAAGAGGUAUAUCAGCAGAUACAGAUCCUCAAGUUCAUAAUAUUCAGGAUAUAUUGCAAAAGUUAAAUUUGGGUUCGGGUGGCAAUAAAGUGCCACCCUUAAUGAUGAUGCCUUCGGGUUUGCAUAUUUCUGGUUCCUUUAAGAAUCUCAAAUCGAGUGGCAUAGGAAACUUUUUCCGCGGUAAACGCAAUAAGAAGCAAAUACAAAUGCAAUUUCCCAUGCCCAUACCCAUGCAAAUGCUACCGAAUCCCUAUCAGAGUCCAGUAAUAAAUCUAAUGCAGCAACCCUAUCAACAGCGUAUAGCCAUGGAACAGUUUUAUCCCUUUAAGGCUCGUUCACCGGGAGAAAUUAAUCUCUUGGCCAUGCAACAGCAGCAGCAACAACAACAGCAGAAAUUCAAAAAUCCCCAAAUUAAAGGUAAAAAACAAAAGAAGAAGUCAAAAGACAAGAAAAAUACUUUGGCCAGCAGUAACUUAAUGUUGCAGCAAUAUCCCUUUGCCACCGCUGCCCCAGAGCUGCUGUACCCCUCAAUGUAUUCUCCUUUCAUGUCCAUUAAUGUGACACAAGCUCCUCCUCUGCAGAUGAGUAAGCGAGUACCUUUCAAAGUUAAUUUGGAUAUAUUCCCAGUAAUGCCACCCUCCAAGACAUUUAAAUCCCCAGCAGGUUAUGCCAUGGAUGAGGCUCGCAUAGUUUCCACCAUGCGUCCACCUACGGUAUUAAGAAAUCCCUUUAUGGAAUAUCUUACCACACCUUUAACACCCUCAGCAGCAGCAGCUUUAAGUUUCUACAAUCCUUACAAUCCCAAACAGCCGGUAUACAAUCCUGUACGAUUUCCUUCUGGAGCCCAAAAUCCAGUGGCCAACAUGGCUCAAACUAACAGCAUGCAAAUGGUGUAUCCCGAUCAAAUGCACAAAUAUCUACAACAGCAGCAGCAGCAACAACAAAAUCUUUUCACCAACUACCUUAAUAAUCAGGGACAUCAAACUCCCUUUCUACCCAUAGAUUGUGAUCAACCCAUACCUUCAGCCUCUUCUGGUGUACAAACAUCACCGGGUAGUACGAACAACAAUCCCAUUAUGGUUCAUUUAAAUGUAUUCCCCAAACAAAAGAAUACCACACCCAUUUCCACAAAUCCCUUCUAUAAUAAUGGUCCCCAUAUACAACGUAAUACCAUACAAGAGGAAAGUGAAUCUUCGCUAAGUCCCAUAGAACCCCGACAUCAGGGUAGAUCACUUAAUGACACCGUCUCCACUAAAAUCGAACGUAGCGAUAGCAGUGACAAUUUUCAACAAAUUCAACCUAUACGAGCCGAAGAUGAUCUCGUAGAUUUUGAACAUCCCAUUGUAGCGGAAAGUUCCGAUGAUAACAAUGAAUUGCCACAGCCGGCUGCCUUGAUAGGUGGCAAACCGAAUAUGGCUGCAGAAUCCUCUUCGUCUUCGUUUUAUUAUGAAAGUCGUCCGAAUACUACAAUGUCUUCGGGUGGCGAUAAUAGCAAUACAAAUUAUAAUGGUAAUAACAAUGGCAAUAUGGAACAAAUGGUAUCGGAGGCUAGAACAGCUUCACUGUUUCGUUUUCCCGUCGAAGAUCUAAUACAGUUUCAGGUGCAUGAUGCUAUGUAGGGAAUAAAGGGGAGAAGGAAAGGGAAAGUUAAGGGUGGCGUUUAGGAGUUGUAGUAUAGUGUGAAGUUGGGGAAUUUAUUAGUGUUAGAAAAUGAUCAUAAAUUGUAAGGAGCAGUAGAGGGGUUCCCAGUUGAGCGGAAUUUUGAUACCCUCUACUGGACAGAAAUUGUUUUUUCGAAUUCGUGAUUUAAGAAUAGAUUCGGGCAUAAAUAUACCUUUUAAAUUAGCUUCUGUAUGAGUGAAAGCGACUUAGUUUAAUCCGAGAUGCGCUUGAAUAAGGACUCAGAAGUUCAGUACUGAUCAAUCCUUUAGAAUAAUUUGCUAUAGUCUCUGGGUUAAAAAAUUAUGUUUUUCUGCACCAAAGCAAUCGACUAUUGAGGACACAACCUCUUCGUAUGAAUUCUUAAUGCAUGAAUUAGUUUCUAUGUUCCGUUCUGUGACGAAUCAUCUGAUUCGGAUCUUUCAUACCCAACGUUGGACUUACACAGGUAUCCGAAAACGAACGAGUUGAUUCAUCGUGGAACGGAACGUAGAAACUAUCUGAGACUUAAGUGACACUUAAAUAUGUAAGACUAAGAAGGUAUAAAGCUGAGAGCGAUAAAGUGUGGUAAACUGACUUAUAGCAGACCUGUUAUACACCUACA
Messenger RNA from Lucilia sericata (common green bottle fly), 3361 nucleotides. RefSeq names its product alpha-protein kinase 1. The transcript is spliced from 3 exons. Bases 69 to 2717 code for a protein of 882 amino acids. Lineage: Eukaryota; Metazoa; Arthropoda; Insecta; Diptera; Calliphoridae. The record is from RefSeq and is a predicted model, not a curated record.